AUGGACCAGGACAGGGUGAACAUUAUGCACCAGUACAGGGAGAAUAGUAUGGACCAGGACAGGGUGAACAGUAUGGACCAGGAAAGGGUGGACAGUAUACACCAGGACAGGGUGAACAGUAUGGACCAGGACAGGGUGAACACUAUAGACCAGGAAAUUGUAGAGAGUAUGGUCCAGGACAGUGUGAACUGUAUGGACCAGGACAGCAUCAACAGUGUGGAACAGGACAGGGUAAACAGUAUGGAGCAGGACAGGGUGAUCAGUAUGGAGCACGACAGGGUGAACAGUAUGGACCAGGACAGGGUGAACAGUAUAGACCAGGACAGGGUGAACAGUGUGGACCAGGACAGAGUGAACAGUAUGGACCAGGACAGGGUGAACAGUAAGAACCAGGACAGGGUGAACAGUAUUGACCAGGACAGGGUGAACAGAAUCGACCAGGACAGUGUGAACAGUAUGGAUCAGGACAAUGUGAACAUUAUGGACCAAGACAGGGUGAACAGUGUGGAGCAGGACAGGGUGAACAGUAUGGACCAGGGCAGGGUGAACAGUAAACACAAGGACAGGGUGAACAGUAUGGACCAGGACAGGGUAAACAGUAUACACCAGGACAGGGUGAACAGUAUGUACCAGGAGAAGGUGAACAGUAUUGACAAGGACAGGGUGAAAAGUAUGGACCAAGACAGGGUAAACAGUAUGGACCAGGAUGGGGUGAACAGUAUGGACCAAGACAGGGUGAACAGUAUGGACCAGCACAGGGUGAACAGUAUGGACCAGGACAUUGUGAGGAGUGUGGUCCAGGACAGGGUGAACAAUAUGGACCAGGACACGUUGAACAAUAUGGACCAGGACAGGGAUGAACACUAUGGACCAGGACAGCGUCAACAGUAUGGAACAGGACAGGGUGAACAGUAUGGACCAGGACAGGGUGAACAAUAUGGACCAGGACAGGGUGAACAGUAUGGACCAGGACAGGGUGCACAGUAUGGACCAGGACAGGGUGGACAGUAUGUAAAUGGACAGGGUGAACUGUAUGGGCCAGGACAGGGUGAACAGUAUGGACCAGGACUGGGUGAACAGUAUGGACCAGGACAGGGUGAACAGUACGACUAA
Schistocerca gregaria is the source of this 1113-nucleotide messenger RNA. Its product is annotated as nipped-B-like protein B. Lineage: Eukaryota; Metazoa; Arthropoda; Insecta; Orthoptera; Acrididae. Bases 1 to 1113 code for a protein of 370 amino acids. The record is from RefSeq and is a predicted model, not a curated record. The transcript is spliced from 2 exons.